This is a messenger RNA of Podarcis lilfordi (Lilford's wall lizard), 2364 nucleotides long. The record is from the annotation of a GenBank genome assembly. NCBI's taxonomy places the organism in Eukaryota, Metazoa, Chordata, Lepidosauria, Squamata, Lacertidae.
AUGAGGACAUCUAAGUGCUUGAACUGCUUCCAGGAGACUAUCAUCUGCUGCCUUUGCUGUUUUAGGGCAAGAAGAAGGUACCAGAUCUGCUUUCUGUUCCAGGGCUUGCUUACAGGGUGUUUUAAGACAGCAUCAACUUGAGGUGCUCCUAUGAAGAUUUACUUAGCUAUGUCAAUGGUGCCUCUACGGUCAUGAUUCAACUUAAUAAUUUGCUUUUAGCAUUGUGGCAUCAGUGUCUUACCCUAUUCAGUGUGAGAUAACCGGCAUCAUAUAACCAACAUGCUUGGCUCUCAUCAACCAUUUUUGAGUUCAUAUACCAAUCAUUUAGGAACUUUCAUCACUGUAACUAAGCCAAAUUUUAUUGCCUGUGCAACUUUUUCUGAAUGCUAGAUGAAUGCACAUGAAUCUGAGAGUUUUACCAUUUUAAACUUACCAAAUGUGUGGUCUUUUUUUCUAUGCUAGAGGAAGAGGGCUUUGGAAGGAACUUAGAAGGGUGUAUUUUAAAGGUCUAACAGCCUAUAUUUACACAUUUUACUUUGCUGCAUCUUUUGUGAUUUUAAAUCUGUACUUGAGUUCUCUCACCAAAGAGUAUUUGCCCCAUACCUGGAUCUUGAUAACCAGGAAUUCUCCUUUUAUGGCUACUUUAUCCUUGCAGCCAACAUUCAGGUGCUUUGUACUUUGUACUUACUAAAUGCGUAAUGGGGUUCCCUAGAACGUGCAGGCUAGACAAGCCCCCCUAGACAGCAACACAUGUGCACUGUAGACGCUGGUAGACCACAGAACCCCCUUUGUGGGGUUGGGAACCCUACUCUAUUUCCAGCUGCUUAGGCAGGGUUGCAAGCAUAGGCCCCAUCUGCACCAUGCACCUGAAGUGCUAGGAAAACACUUUAAGCAGUCAAAAGAAUUAUGGGAGCUGUAUUUUGUUGAGGAUGUUGUGAGUUGGUUGGAGGCCCCCAUUCCCUCACAUAACGGCAAUUCUUGUUAAAUCACCCUGGGAUUUGUAGCUCUUUUAGGGGAAUAGAUAUCUCCUAACAACUUUCAGUGCCCUUAACAAACUACAGCUCCUAUAAUUAUUUUGGGGGAAGACAUGGCUACUUAAAGUGCUUUCAGUAUGUGGUGUGAGUGUGGCAGUAAGGCACAGGAGCAAGGUGGCAACAUUGUGCCCAAUGGCUUCAUGGAAAAGAUAGGUGUAAUGCGAGCAGGAACCAAAGUAAUUCAGAAAUGGUUAUAUGGUGGGAAUCAAUUCUAGAAGACACCAGCAGGGAAAGGAAGCCAAUUAGAUCUGACUAGCUUCACUUUUGCAUAUAGUUUGGCAGCAGCCCACAGCUAAAGAAAAUUUGUUGCUUCUAAUUCAGUCUCUGUGGCUCAUUUGUCAUCUUGCAAAUACAACAGACGCUGAGGAGGAAUCUAAGAGGGGGAAGGAGAGAGGUGGCAUCCCGUAGGUGUUCUAGGAGUUUGUUGUUGGGAUAAAGGGCAGGGAGGGAAAAGUGGGAAGGAGAUUGACAGAGCUGAGUGUAGUGCAGCUGGAGCAGUGAAGGCUGGAGCAGCUGGUGCUCAUUGGAACUGGUGUGGCAGAAGGAAUGGAGGCCAAUGGUAGGUGGAGCCUGAAAGUCAAAGACAGACAGGGCCUACUAACUCUAGCUUUGUCCCAAACCUCCUCUCUGCUGAGUUUCACAAGGGAAACUCUGAGACUGAGAAGCAGGAAGCUGCCAGUCAAGGGGCUACUACCCUUGGGCUAGUUGUAAAUAAGGAAGUAGGUAGGUGGGAACAAGUUGAAGGCACUCACCUUACCAGCCACCACUGAGUGAAGACAAGGAUGUCUUGGCACAUACAAGCAGAGAGAUAAGGGAGGCCAUGGCCACAGCAAGCUUUAAAUAUUAUGAUUCCAUAGAAAGUGAAGCUAGCUCACCCCAGUCCUUAUCCCUUCAGAUCUCCAUCUGAUGAUCAAUUUGGUUCCUUUGCAGUUCAGUGAAAAGGAUGCUUGACUUUUCUGGAACCAAGUGGAACACACGAGGUGUGGAGCCAGUGAUAGUCCACGACAUCUUAUCCAAUGACAUUCCGGAUCUCAGGGAUAGCAACAGUUUGGAGAUUGCUGCUAUGAUGCACGGGACAAAGGACGAUGAGGAUCUGCUUAACAGUGCUUCUGAGCUGUGUCUAGAACAGAACAUGGAACAGACAGAUGUUCUGGUAAAGCUACAUGUGGAAGAGUGGAAGGGCUAUGACACACUGGCCAGCAAUGAAGCAGAAGCAUGUGGCACAACAGAGAAACCAACAGAGCAGGAAAUUAAGAAGAAAGAACCUGAUGAUACCUGUGUGGGUGAUGAAGAAGAAAAGAGUCAUUCUGGACCAGCAGGAGAAGACUGA